AUGAGACUUGAUGAGUUGAUGGGAUCUCUACAAGCCUAUGAGAUGAAUCUGAAUUCAGGUAGAAGAGAAGAAGAUAUAUCUCUGAAAGCUGAAGCAACAAGCCCAAAAGAAAAAAUCCAGAAAGAAGAUAAAGCUGAUGAUGCAAUCAACAAUCAUACUUCUUUACCUACUGUGCUAAAAAAUGUCAAAAGUUUCAGAAAUUUCAGUGUUUUUGCAAGUCCAGUUACAACAUCAAUUGCAACAUCUGGAGAAUCUGUUUGUGAAGAGAUUACUGAAACUGAUCUUCUGCAUGGGUAUGAACUCAUGAUAAAUAAACUUGACAAAAUAUUUGUACAAAACAAAAAACUUGCAAAAGAAUUGAAAGAAUGUCAAGAAAAGCUGAACAAUGCUGAAAAGCCCAUUAACAAUUUGAACAAAGGAAAAGCCAAGAUUGAGGAGGUAUGUUUUCAAACAGGUGGCAAAGGUUUUUUGAUGAAUUACAAAGAAUGUUCAAUUGGGCAUGUAACUUUUGGUGAUGGUCAGAAAGGUCAAGUAGUUGGAAAAGGAACAUUGAUGGUUCCUGGGUAUCAAAGACUGAAAAACAUUCUGCAUGUAGAAGGGCUGAGGGCAAAUCUUCUGAGUAUAAGUCAAUUAUGUGAUCAAAAUCUGGUGGUAAAAUUUACUCAUGAUAGAUGUAUGGUCUAUGAUGAAGCUGAAGCUUGGACAUCUGAACUUCCGGAACCUUAUGAAGAUUACAGAAAUGAAAGCUGUUUAGGGAGUGCCCAAGCUCACGAAAAAGGGAGAUGGUGUAUGCGGACCUUGUCAACUGGGAAAGCAAAGUCGUGCUUCUCACACAGUGGUGCAAGACAUUGGUACACCUGGGUGGAUUUCCUCAAGGAGAAAUCAGAUACUUUUGGAGCCUUCAAGAAGUUAUGCAUGCAACUUCAAAAUGAGAAAGAGUGUCAAAUUGGGAAGAUUGUCAGAAUCAGAAGUGAUCAUGGAAGAGAAUUUGAAAAUGCUCAGUUUGUAGAAUUUAGCAGAGAACAUGGGAUUCGUCAUGAAUUUUCAGCUCCAAAAACUCCUCAAGAAAAUGGUGUAGUAGAGAGGAAGAAUCGCACUCUCCAAAAGAUGGCUCGUGUUAUCUUCAAUUCCAAGAAACUCUCUACAAGAGAUCAGCUGGGAAAGUUUGACAAGAAAAGUGAUGAAGGAUUAUUCAUGGGAUAUUCAACUACUAGUAGAGCCUAUCGGACUCAAGGUGCAUCAAGUGAGCCAAACAAGCCUAUCACUAAGAAUCAUGAAUCAGCAGAUGAAGAGUUACAGGCAGAACAAGAAGUUGCAACACAGGUUACAACACCAACUACAACAACAGAAACUGCUCCGGAUUCCGGUCAGGAUUCAGAUAGACAACAGGUUAUAACUGAUGUUGCAACUGAAGUUACAACAGGCAAAAUCAUCUCAGAAUCAGAUUAA
Molecule: messenger RNA, 1449 nt
Organism: Dioscorea cayenensis subsp. rotundata (Guinea yam)
Lineage: Eukaryota; Viridiplantae; Streptophyta; Magnoliopsida; Dioscoreales; Dioscoreaceae
Exons: 7
Coding region: 1-1449 (482 amino acids)
Biological process (GO): DNA integration
Molecular function (GO): nucleic acid binding
Source: RefSeq, a predicted model, not a curated record